Molecule: messenger RNA, 3325 nt
Organism: Closterium sp. NIES-67
Lineage: Eukaryota; Viridiplantae; Streptophyta; Zygnematophyceae; Desmidiales; Closteriaceae
Source: the annotation of a GenBank genome assembly
CUCAUCGUAGCAGAAACAUUGUCACACUGACGAGUCUCCUAUCGUGUUAUUACAUACUCGAUAGAUAUAGUGUCCUCGGAAUCUGCCUCCACAGAUGGAGGGCGACUGGGGGGAUUUCCAAGCGGGCGGAGCCAGCGGCUUCGUAUCAGCGCAGCACGCGUCGUCAUCUGCGGCGGCACCGCCGGCGCAGGCGACGGAUGCCGCAGAGCCGUUAGAUCCGGCAUCGACGGCGAGUCAGACGGGGACGAAAACAACGUCGGCGGAUCCGGGAUUGGUGCCAAGCGGGAAGUCCGCGCAAGAUAGCAACUCGUUCUGGGGGGAGGCGGAAAACCAGGCGGGCGCGGAUGCGGGGAUGGACUUCUGGGGGGAGGUGCAGGCGCUGGGGGGAAGCGGAGACUUGCAGGCGUUGGGGGGUGAGGGGGAGCAGGAUUCGGGGGGGAACGCGGGAGCGCAAGUGCACGGCGGAGGCGCGGGGGGCGGAACAGACCAUGCGCCUCCCCCUCCUCCGCUUUCCGCUCCGCCUGCUUCCGCUGCUGCCGCUGCUGCCGCGGGCACGGGAAUCACAGCAAGCGCAGCUGUAGCGGCACCAGUAGCUACACCUGGGGGAGGCGGAUUAGGGUUUGAUCAAUCGAGGUUACCAGGCGUUCAAGCUGGUUACCACUCGUCGCCUAUGACUGAAGGAGGGCCGCAUCAGCCCGGAAUUCCAACGAAAUCCGAUCCGCGCCAUGCAUCUGAUCCUCAUUAUAAGCACGAAUCCGAUCCUCAUUAUAAGCACGACUCGAGUCAGCGACAAGGCGCACACCAUCCGAGCGGCUUCUCCGCGCACAUGAUGUCGUAUUCUCACUCCUCCCCCCUCCGCCCCUCCGCGCCCCACGCGUCCGCACCCCACGCGUUUGAGUCACAUCAGAGAAAAUCACCCACCCCUCCGCCUCCCACCGGUAGCUUCCAUCCCCCCUUGCGCGCGCCAGCGCCAGCGCCAAUAAGGGGUCCGCUUUCUUCCCCGCCUCCUGUGUCCCACCCACUGUCACACCCCCCACUGUCACACCCCCCACUGUCACACCCCCCACACUCACAACCCCCAUCUCAGCCCCCUCCACCGCACUCUCCCCCGUCCCGCUCACUACCCUCCCACCCCCCUCCGUCCCACCCUCCUCCAUCACUCCCCCACCCUCUCUCACACCCUCUCGCACACCCCCCUCUCUCACACCCCCCUCUCUCACACCCCCCCCUCGCCCACCCUUCACACCCACUAUCGCGCCCCACUCACCCCCCUCCCGGGUACAGAGCCCCGCCCCAAGGCCCCCCCGGCGUUGCCAAGCCUGCAGGGGGGCAAGCAGUGGGGGCAGCAGGGGGGGCGCCAGGGGGGGCAGCAGGGGCAGCAGCAGGGGGGGGGAGGGGUGCAGGGGGGAGGGUCACCUCUCCAGCUGGUGUGACUGCAGGGGGAGGGGCGUUAAUGGCGGGCACAGGAGCACCUUCGGCUACUAGCAGCGGCACCACCACCACUGCCACCACUGCCACCACCACUAGCAUUAGCACCACCAGCAGCACCACCACUACAACCACUGCUAUCAGCACAAGCAGCAGCGGCAGCAGCGCAUUUGCAUCUCGCUCGUCCCCGCCUGUCGCCUUCCGCCGCAUGUCCAGCCUUGACGUCAAGACCUCCCUCGACGGCCUCGCCGUACUCGCUCGCCAGGGCUCGUGGCGCGCCAUAGUGGACAAGGUGGUGGAGGGGUACAAGCUGGCGGGGCUGGCACAGCAGCUGGCGUUACGCGGUUACCACGUGCUCGCGCUGAUGAAGCUGCGGAUGUACGGCGCGGCUGCAGAGGAGCUCACCCUAUUGGGAAAUCUCGACUCGCCGCAGUACCGAUACGAGGCGCACCCGGGCAUGUACCCUGGCAGGAAAGGAUCCAUGCUGCCCUUUGCUCUCCGUUGGCUGGCAGCGGAGCUCCCUCACCGCAUGGGCAAUGCCGCCCUCACCGUGGAGAGGCUGUGCGCGCUGCAGGCAUACUGCACUGCCAAGAUGAAGGAAGUGCAGGGCCGAAUAGCCGCAGACAGGCAGGAAGCACAGGAGAGAGCAGCACCUGCAGGUAGCGGCAGCAGCAGCAGCAGCAGCAGCAGAAUGAGCAUGAGCAAGAGCGCAGUGACAACACAAGGCGUGGCAGAUGAGAUGGGACCUGAGGACGGCGAGGGCAUGUCGUCUCAUGCCAAGCUUGCAACAGCAAUGACCACCAGCACCAGCACCAGCACCAGCACCAGCACCAGCACCAGCACUAAGGGCACACCGUCAGCAGCAGCAGUGUCGUUGUCAUCCCAGGAAGCGCUAGUUGCCUGCUGGGCACGCAGGCGGCAGGCGGUGCGGCACUCGCUGGUCUCGCACCACUUAGCCCAACGAGACUACCCCACCGCCCUGCAGUGGCUGCAGCGCCUGCUGCGCUACGAGCCGAGCAACGCCGCCCUGCUCUCACGGUACGGGCUGGUGCGGCUGCAGCUGGGGGACGUGGAGGGUGCGAACGCUGCGUUCGGAUUGGUGGAGAAGAUGGUGGUGCACCGCGAGGUGGAGCUGGAGAGUGAGGGGGAGCGUGGGGGAGGAGGGGGGGAGGGGGAAGGGGGAGGGUGGGGAGGAGGAGGAGGAGGAGGAGGAGGUGGAGGAGGAGGAGGAGGAGCAGGGGUUGGAAGGGAUGGGAGUGGGUUGACAGGGCAGGUGACGGCGGCGAAUCUGGGGGAGAUGAAGCGGCUGGUGCGGCUCAACAAGGCGCUCGUGCACUUUGCUCGCAAGGAGUACGGGCAGGCGCUGCAGCUGUUCACUGCCGUUACAAAGGAGGACCCCACCAACCCCAUUGCUGCAAAUAACAAGGCCCUCUGCUUGAUGUACGGCCGAGAUCUUGCCACGGCGGUGCGGGUGCUGGAGGACCAAUUGCAGGCGAGCCCGCUGACAGCUGUCGACGAGACAGUGGUGCUGAACCUGUGCUCCAUGUACGAGCUGGCGGCGUCCGACACGCUCAACGCCAAGAGCACCCUCAGCAACUGGCUCACUCGCCUCGCUCCCGACGACUUUGACUUCGCAUGCACUCGGCUGUGAAGGGGAUGUGUUUCUUUGGCUGAUACUGUAAGCGUGGAAUAGGCUCAGAACAGAACAUGUGCACGGGUGAGCUAGCAGUGGCCGACGUGCACCAUGCUGUGCCUACGUCGUCACAUGAGCGGAGUCCUUCCUGCCGUCGAACACCCAGUAAGACUGUUGUGUCAACUCAAAGCUGAUGCUUGUUGCAGAAAGAACUCUGGGCAUUUCAAGAAAGCAUUGAGACAGAAUAUGCUUUGCAGAGCCAAU